AUGGCUAUCUUCAAGAGCCUUCUCGCGGCCACCGCCCUCGUCAACGUCGCCUUCGUAGGUACCGCGUACUCUUCGGAUGUUGCGUCGGUUGUUACGUCCAUCCAGCUCGUCACUUCGGUGACCUAUGUCGCCCCGCCCGCGGCUUCGUCUAGCACACACUGCAACACUUUGACUGUUACAGAGGUCGUACCUCCUAGCACCGUGACGGUUACUGCUCCUCCUCCUGGUGUUAGCGGUACCAACACUGUGUCUUCCUCCGAAUCCGUCGACGUGACCAUCCAGACUUCCACGCGGUCGUCUACCGUCUCAAAGGUAUUUGGAACUGAGCCCUGUACCUAUGUCACUUCCAGCAAAGCCAUUAUCGCUACCGGCUGCCACAUGCCUUCGACCUCGUCGUCUAACAACUCAAAGGUAUGGCCGACAGAGAUCUGUGCCACUAGCAUUGACAUUGUCACCCGCAACGGCGAAGUUUUGACUGUCACUGGUUGCCAUGGACAUUCAGGCCUCCUUCCUCCUACCGCCACAGCCACCUUGAGCAAGACCAGAAUUGUCCCUGUGCCGUCAGCUAGCGCUACUACCAACUUCACUGGAACCGCGACCACUGGAAGCGUGUUCAUGCCUUCUAUGAGCCAUUCGCACACUUUCCAUGUGAACGGCACCAAGCCUGCUAGCGCUACCGGAACCGGUGGUGCUAGUGCCAGCGCCUCCUACACGGCCCCUUUCCUUCCUCCCUUCACCGAUGCGGCGGAUGCUACUCAAGUGGGCGCUGCCGUCCUCUUUGGCGGUGUCUUGAUGGCUCUCUUCGGAGCCUAA
Messenger RNA from Alternaria atra, 813 nucleotides. RefSeq lists its product as uncharacterized. The transcript is spliced from 2 exons. The coding region runs from base 1 to 813 and encodes 270 amino acids. The record is from RefSeq and is a predicted model, not a curated record. NCBI's taxonomy places the organism in Eukaryota, Fungi, Ascomycota, Dothideomycetes, Pleosporales, Pleosporaceae.